CGCCUGCUCUUCCCAGCCUGUAGAUGGCAGCACGGUCAGGAGAGUGCGCCUGCUCGAAGUAACGAUGGCGGCGGCUGCGGAGAAGGCCGGACGGAGUACGCGGCCGAAACAGGAAAAGGGUGAAGUCGCCUACAAACAACGACUGGAGAUGAUGAUGGGAGACUCCAUCGACAACUUGGUUAAACGUAUAAUGCGACUCAUUCUACAAGAUACCUUUGAGGCCCAGUCGGAGCUACAUACGACCAUGCUGGAUCUGUUUGAGAAGAUUGGUAUCACCGGAGCUGAGGAUUGUCGGCCAGAAGCUCACGUCUUUUUCCAGCGUUUCGCUGAAAUCGCGUGGUCUGAGCUUGUGGACGAAUGCUUUGCAGAAGGAAGCAUGAAGCUGAUUCACUCUCAUUCGACCUUUUUUCAGGCUCUGGGUUUCUUACGGCGAAUAUCUUGUUAUAUGCCUUGCAUUAAACGGAUGUGGGAUAAAAGAUACCGAAUAGUUACAAAUAUUGGCAUCAUGCUUGUCUUUGACGGUGAAAUUACUCACCUACGCCACUUCAUCUGGCAGGAGUGCUUGAAAAUCCUUUACAAUUGCCUAGUCUUAUGCAAUGAAGAUGACAUAAAAUAUAUCUGCCAAUUGCAAAUCUUUAACUGCUUGGAAGUAGCUUGGAAAAUAUCCGAUGAACGGUUGAACCUUGGGUUACUUGUGAAAGCAUGGUUGGUUUUAGCUGAGCAUUAUCACAUUCCAAUUUGUAAGCAAACCUGGGAUCGAUCCUCUUUCCCCCAAAUAAUCCAUUAUUUGUCAAUGGAAGAUGAAUAUGAGAUGCCAGGGGUACAUGUUGCUAGAAAGGCCAUUCAGGCUAUCACCGAUCCUGCAGAAUACAAGAAAAACCCUUAUGUGCAUUAUAACCGUAAAGCAAGGUAUAUAUCUACAAUUACUGACACAGAAACCAAGCCACCUGAAACCUUCCCCAUCAUAUGUUCUUCGCCACUCUGUAACGAACUGGAAAAUAACCAGUGUCACUUCCGUACUUGUGACUCCUGUCGCCUUACGUAUUACUGUAGUAAAGCCUGCCAGAAAUACCACUGGAAGCAUGGUCACAAGGAAGAAUGUAUUCCUGUGUAUCCAAGGGAGGAAAUUUUAAAAUACUAUACAGAUGAUGUGAUAAAUGACUUUCAACUAUACUGUAUGAGCCUGUCAAAUAACAAGAUGCUGGAAUGUAUUAUGGGCCAACCAAUUCCAAAACGUAAGAAGGGAGAUGGGAUUCGCUGCUUAGGAGUCCUCAUCAAAAAUGAACAGGGUCAGUGGGUUACUAUUGAAGAGCAAAUCCCAGAAGUCAAGAAACAUGGAUUUCCUCACAACAGAAGGAACAGACCCAAAGACUAGUGUUCUAUUUAGUCAGAUAAUAUUUUCAUCAACAGUAUUUGUUAUGACAAAUAAUUAAGAUGUCAUUUGUUGCCUGAACUGAAAAUUUAUUAUUCUCAAUUUGUUUCACUUUAGCUACCACUGAGAACAUUUGAUUAUGGUUCUAUCUUAAAGAGUCCAUUCCUUGUUCCCUUUUCAAUAAACUAUUUUUCAAAGUUUUGUAAAAUAGCUUUGCACGAAUUGUUAAGAAAGAACUCCCAUUAGACUGAAUGAACUUUGAGAAAAGGCGAUCUGAUUUGUGCUUUGUUCCAAACUUUUUAUUAUCUUUUAUUGAGAUAGUGUGGCCCUUCAAGCCACGACCCCCAGCAAUCCCCUGAAUUACCCCUCGCCUAAUCACAGGACAAUUUACAAUGACCAAUUAACCUACCAGAUGGUACAUCUUUGGACUGUUGGAGGAAACCCGUGAGAUCACAGGGAGAGCGUUCAGUCUCCUUGCAGGCAGUGGUAAUUGAAGUGGGUUGCCAGCACUGUAAAGCAUUGUGCUAACCGCUACGCUACCGUGCUCUAUAAAGCAGCAAAUUGUCAUACUAGUUCAUGCCAAUUACUGUCAGCUUCAGUGAUCCAGGUCCAGUCCUGAUCUCAAAUGCUGUCUGCUACAACACAAAAUUGUUUUUUUGUCUUAUAAUCCUGCCAGAGCUCUCAGGUCUUCUAUCAGUCUCUAAAUUUAAACCAUCUCCCUCAAAAAAUAAUUGGCAGAUCAGCUUUUUUGAACGAAGCUCCUAAACUGUGGAAUUCAAUACCUAAAACUAUAAAGGAUACAGACUCAGUUUAUACUCUUAAACACCAACUCAAAACCUAUUUAUUAAACCUUGCUUUUAACUAACAUCUUUUUGUCUUUUAUUUUCAUGCUUAUUUUUAUAUUUGUACUAUUAUCCCAUUGUAAAGCAUUUUUCAAUAUAUCAUCUGUAUGAAAAGUGCUCUCUACAGUACUGUGUAAAAGUCUUAGUUAGAUAUACAUAGCUAGGGUACCGAAGAUUUUUGCACAGUGCUGUAUUUGUCAACGUGUAGUGGAGAACAGUUUUGUAAAUCUAGUGAGGGUGGAGUGCCAUGGGACAGGUACCAGAGAAAGAGUGCCAGAAUUGGGGUGUGGUGAGAGUGUAGACACAUCCAAUCCUGAGACCCAGGGUAAAGUCAUUUGAUUCCAGACAGUUGGUGUAUUGAUCAUUACAGAAUGUUUCUCUCAUACUUCCCACUCCCUCCCCUCUCCCUUGCCCCUUUUCCCAACCUUGAUUUCCCCUCUCCCUGCCCCCUUCCCACUCUCAGUCCACAAUAGAGACCCACAUCAGAAUCAGGUUUAUCAUCACUCACCUAUAUCAUGAAGUUUUUUUUUGCGGCAAUCAUAAAAUUACUACCUGUACAGUACUGGCUAAAGUCUUAGGCACCCUAGCUCUAAAUAUAUGUAUAACAUUAUUCAUGAUGAUUAGCCUCUCUGUCCUGAGGAAUGCUGAAUCUUAGAAUGGUACAGCGCAGAAAAGUCCCUUUACACCCAUUUUAACCAGGCCCACCAUGUUGCAUUCACAUUCAUCCCGUUUACUGCAUACUUGUUCUUUAAACAUUGCAUUUAUAUAGCACCUUAACAUCAGAAAAUGUCCCUUGAAAGUGCUGUUUUGUAAUCAGACAGAAGUGAAACUGAACUAAGAUUUAUAACCUUUUCAUAAUCACUAAACAUACUAAUGUGAUUUUUAAAAAGCACUGAAUUUUAGAUUAAAUCAUUGAGCGGUUAAGUUCAGGUUAAGCAUUGUAAUUGUAAUGAAAUCGAUGGGUAAAUGUUUAAAAUGGACUUGUACGAAAUUGUAAGCGUUUUAUCUGUAAGUGGAAAUGUAUUUCAGUUUGAAGUUUAUUAUGUGGUGGCAAUGUAUUAUAAUUGAAAUUAAAUGCUCAGUGUCCAUAGCGACUGCCAAUCUAAAUAUGGCUGUAAAAUAAAUUGUAUUUCUCAAAGGUUAACACAUCAUAAUUUGUCAUUUAUAGAUUCAGAAAUUUCAACCAGUAAUUAUGUGUUUUAACCCUAACUUGCAUAUAAAAUUUUGUGAAGAACCUUUUGAGGAAAUGGAGGGGC
This is a messenger RNA of Mobula hypostoma (lesser devil ray), 3470 nucleotides long. RefSeq lists its product as uncharacterized. The record is from RefSeq and is a predicted model, not a curated record. Bases 65 to 1375 code for a protein of 436 amino acids. The transcript has 2 exons. NCBI's taxonomy places the organism in Eukaryota, Metazoa, Chordata, Chondrichthyes, Myliobatiformes, Myliobatidae.